Messenger RNA from Penicillium maclennaniae, 1434 nucleotides. RefSeq names its product protein serine/threonine phosphatase PPT1 (gene ppt1). NCBI's taxonomy places the organism in Eukaryota, Fungi, Ascomycota, Eurotiomycetes, Eurotiales, Aspergillaceae. The coding region runs from base 1 to 1434 and encodes 477 amino acids. The record is from RefSeq and is a predicted model, not a curated record. Gene Ontology annotation, cellular component: cytosol; nucleus. The transcript is spliced from 5 exons. Gene Ontology annotation, molecular function: protein binding; protein serine/threonine phosphatase activity.
AUGGCUUCCGACAAGGAGGCGGCCAACGCCCUCAAGUUGCAGGGCAACAAGGCAUUUGCAAACCAUGAUUGGCCUACUGCUGUAGACUUCUACAACCAGGCGAUCGAGAAAUAUGACCAGGAACCCUCGUUCUUUUGUAACCGGGCCCAGGCUCAGAUCAAACUCGAGGCCUAUGGCUACGCCAUCGCGGAUGCCACGAAGGCUUUGGAAUUGGAUCCAGACUACGUUAAGGCUUACUGGAGACGUGCCCUUGCCAACGCCGCUAUCCUUGAUUCCAAGGCUGCCUUGAGGGAUUUCAAGGCUGUCGUCAAGCGCGAACCCGGCAACCAAAAUGCGAGGGUGAGAUUGGCCGAAUGCGAGAAGCUUGUGCGCCGGAUGGAGUUCGAGAAAGCUAUUGAGGUUUCAGAUCCUCCGUCUGCCUUUGAAGGUCUUGAUAUCGAUGCUAUUAAGGUUGAGGAUAACUAUGACGGUGUGCACCUGGAGGGCGAGAUGACCCAGGAGUUCAUCGAUGAUAUGAUUGAACGCUUUAAGAACGGCAAGAACAUUCACCGCAAGUAUGUAUUCCAGAUUAUCAAGGCUGUUAAGGAUUUGGUCUACAACGAGCCGACUAUGGUGGAGAUUGGUGUGGAGGCUGGCAAGAAGUUGACGGUCUGUGGUGAUACGCACGGCCAAUUCUUCGAUCUUUUGGAGAUCUUCCGCCGUAACGGCAGCCCCUCCGACACUCACGCCUACCUCUUCAACGGUGACUUCGUGGACCGUGGCUCGUGGUCUUGCGAAAUCGCCCUUCUUCUAUACGCAUACAAGUGGUUGCGGCCCAACGGUCUAUUCAUUAACCGCGGUAACCACGAGACGGAUGAUAUGAACAAGGUUUACGGGUUCGAGGGAGAAUGUAAGGCCAAGUAUAAUGAGCGGGUCUUCAAGGUUUUCUCCGAGUCCUUCUCUGCCCUUCCCCUGGCUACCUUGAUUGGUAGCAAGUACCUCGUUCUUCACGGCGGUCUCUUCUCCGACGACAAGAUCACAUUGGACGAUAUCCGGAAACUCAAUCGUCACAACCAGCGCCAACCUGGCCAGUCGGGUCUGAUGAUGGAGAUGCUCUGGACCGACCCUCAAACCCAGCCUGGACGUGGACCCAGCAAGCGCGGCGUCGGUCUGCAAUUCGGACCCGAUAUCACCAAGCGAUUCUGCGAGAACAACGGCUUGGAGGCUAUCAUCCGAUCCCACGAGGUGCGCAUGGAAGGAUACGAAGUCGAGCAUGAUGGUCGCUGUAUUACCGUCUUCUCUGCACCCAAAUACUGCGACUCUACCGAGAACAAGGGUGCUUAUAUCAACCUUGGGCCUGACCUUAAGCUCCAAUAUGAGGUGUUUGACGCCGUCCCUCACCCGGAUAUCAAGCCGAUGGCGUAUGCACAGAACUCACUUCUCUCGGCCAUGUGA